Messenger RNA from Rhea pennata, 3094 nucleotides. It is a transcript of the gene SLC23A3, whose product is annotated as solute carrier family 23 member 3. Lineage: Eukaryota; Metazoa; Chordata; Aves; Rheiformes; Rheidae. The record is from RefSeq and is a predicted model, not a curated record. The coding region runs from base 1011 to 2993 and encodes 660 amino acids. Gene Ontology annotation, molecular function: transmembrane transporter activity. Gene Ontology annotation, biological process: transmembrane transport. The transcript is spliced from 11 exons. Gene Ontology annotation, cellular component: membrane.
ACACCCUGUGGCUGUCCUGGGCUACAGCUAUGGGACAUGCUGUCUUGUAAAGCUCGAGAGAGACUGGACUCUGGUGGCAGGUGACAAGAGGGACCUUAAGCCUGGCCAGGAAGGCAGGGGCAAUGGGACAGAGGCAGACUUCCCAUCUUUGGGAAUGUGGGGAAUGCAUGGCCUCCACUGUUCUUUGCUCUCUGCUGACUAUCCAGUUAAUGAGCAGUGAGGGCUUUGCAAGGUUGCUGUUGUGGUUGCUAGCACUGCCAGCGCUGUCCUGUGACAAAACGUGGGCAUCCCCUAUCUGUGCUCCCUUGGAAGCCUUCCCACCCAAGCAGGCAGCUCUUGUCCCUUAGCAUCUUCUGCCCACGUGUCAUCUGUGGGCAGGACUUCCUGCCUUCCUUCUAGGAGGAGGCUGGGCUCCCAGGAGCCCAGUGCAGUGUGUUGUGUACUCUGUUUUCACAGCGGUGACAAGCUCAGAGCGGAAGCUGUCUGCAGAGGAGGGUGGCAGUAGCUGAGAGGGCAACAUGGCUCUUAAUGGGAUCCUCAGGGGCUGACUGUGAGGAAGGACUGGCGCUAGUGGAGCAGAGAUGCUGUGCAUGGGAGAAACAUACGUGAGCAGGAGAUGCUGGAACCAGGGGAUGCUGUUGCUGAUGCUCCAAGAGUGUGAAGGAAGAGGUGUCUAUGCCAUGGCCCAGUCCCUGGCCCCAUAUACCGUAAGAGGGAGGAAGGAUGUAGGAGCCUGAGUGUGGUCUGGGCUUCAGGCCAUUGGUACUGCAAUGGUGUCUGGGGUCCUGGCCGUGGCUGGCUGUCACCCUGGCCCAGGUGGGUCCAGAGUGACACUUGCAUUCCCAGUUGCAGGUUACUCACCAACUCAGGUUAAUGGCUAACCCUGGGGCAGCUGCUGCAGAAGGUGGAAGUUCAGCCAUGUGCAGGCUGUGUUAGGCCCUUGUGGGGGGUGGGAGUCUGCCGGUCUGUUCCGCACUGCAGAACAGGAGGGAGCGCGGGGAGGCAGCAGCAUGAAUGGGGGCUGCCACAGAAUACCUGGUGCUGGGAGCCCCCCAUCCUGCUCCUGGCAGAAAAUGUGCUCCUGUAUGCUGAGCUGCUGCUUAGCCCUUCAGCACCUUGCUGUACAGGCCUCCCUGCUCUGCAUCUUCCACCUGCUCCUGCUCCCGACCCUGCCUGAGGAGCAGCCCCAGGCUGCAAGCGAGCUGCUGGCACGCAGCCUCUUUGCCUGUGGCAUCUCCACCAUCCUACAGACCUGUUUGGGGAGCCGGUUGCCGCUGGUUCAAAUCCCAUCGUUUGAAUACCUGGUCCCUGCCAUGGUGCUGAGCUCCCACCGGUCCGUCAGUGCCAGUGCAGACAGGAAUGGUACGGCGGCGGCCAGCGUGUGCCCUGCACCGCACUGCGACAUCGCGGGUAGCCGGGCUGCGUCGCUGCGAGAGGUCUCGGGAGCUGUGGUGGUCUCCGGGCUGGUUCAGCUGGUGCUGGGAGCGUCCGGAGUGUGCGGGUGGGCAGCCCGCCGCUGCGGGCCCAUGGUCCUGGCCCCGAGCCUCUCCAUCGUGGGGCUGUCCGCGUACAAGGAGGCAGCCUUCUUCUGCUCCGCUAACUGGGGGGCUAGUGCUCCUCGCUGUCACCUUCUCCCAGCAUCUGGGGUCCUGCCGCCUGCCCUGCUGUGCCUGGGGGGGCUACGUGGCGCCGUCCAUCCCCACCCUGCGCACAUUCUCGGUGCUGCUCCCAUUUGCUGGCAUCUGCAUCGUGUGCGCCAUCCUCAGCCACCUCCGCAUCCCCUGGGACUCGCUGGAGCUGGCCAUGGAACAGCUGCCCUGGGCCAACAGCACUGGCCGCUCCCCGUGGCUCUGGAUCCCCUACCCAGGUCGGGGUGGGCAGGACUAGCACCGCUAUCGCCCUCUGCUCGGGCACUCAUCACCCACCGCUUCUCCCCCUGCUGCAGGCGAGGGAGGGUGGCCGCUGCUCACCCCCCGGGCGCUGGCGGUGGGCAUCGCCAUGGCCGUCGGCGGCAGCGUCAACUCGGUGGGCUGCUACGUGCUGUGCGGGAGGCUGCUGCGAGCCCCCCGCCCGCCCCCGGAUGCCUGCAACCGGGGCCUCUGCGCCGAGGCGCUGGGCAGCCUGCUGGCAGGGCUGCUGGGCGCCGCGGGCGGCACGGCCUCCAGCAUCGCCAACGCCUGCGCCAGCAGCCUCACGCAGGCUGGCUCUCGCCUCUCGGUGCAAGUGAGCGCACUGGUGUGCGUGCUGCUGGGCAUGUCCCCCAGGCUGGCAGGGCUCCUCACCCGCAUCCCGCUGGUGGUUCACGGAGGGGUGCUCUGCGUGACCUACGCUGUGGCUGUGGGCACGGGUAUCUCCUACUUCCAGUACGCGGACAUCGACUCAGGGAGGAACAUCUUUAUUGUCGGCUUCACCAUGUUCAUGGCCCUGCUGGUGCCACGGUGGCUCAGCACCACUCCGGUUCACUUGGCCACAGCCCCUGGGUCUGCCCAGACAUGCUCCUGCCCCUUCCUGGCUCCUGGGCUGGGAUGUCCUGGGUAACCCUGGUGCUGCCCCCAGGCUGGGUGCCUCUGGACCUCCUCUUCCUCUCCCUGCUGAUGGUGCCUGUCUUCUUAACUGGCUUCUUGUCCUUCUUCCUGGAAAACACGGUCUCAGGCACCCUGGAGGAGCGAGGGCUGCUCGCCAAGGUGGCAGCGGCACGGAGAGGCGAUCGCUGCCCCUGGGGAGAGAGGGGCGACACCAGCCACGUGUACGGGCUCCCCGCCGGGCUGAGGAGGCUGCUGCCUCCUUCCAGGUGCAAAGCCUUCCCCUGCUGCUUCCUCUGCCCGGGCCGCGAGGAGGAGGAGGAGGAGGAGGGGGGCGGCCGUGCCGCCGAGGAGGGGACUGCCACCACCGGGGAAGGGACGCACCUGCUGCUGAAAGUCGGCACGGUGGAGAUGCAGUCGGAGAGGAGGCCAAGCGAGACGGAGAUGCCCGUGUGGCACGCUGCGGCCUGACCGUGGGCCCUGCUCCCACGGAGAGGGGACAUCUCCCAUGGGACCUGUGUCAGCCCUCCAAGGCAGUGACGGGAGGCGACUUGGAUCCCCGCAAGCCUCUU